AUGAAUCGCACACAUGGAUACACAUGGUGGCUUCUAGACAACAUAGUGACAAGCAGCUUGCAACUGACUAGGAAGAACAUUAAACAGACCACCCUCAGUCAUACUUCGCCAGAGCCCUUUGGAGUCCUUGCAGUGCAGGUGCUAUGGCAGCUUGUGACUGCAUUUUCUUCCGUGUUGCCGUGGCAAUCUUCAGCCUUGGGUGAGUCCUGUUGGCAUGGCGAAUUCAACGAAGAGAGGUGCUGCGUGGAAGGUGACCCUGCUUGUUGGGAUGAUAUGUACACGCGGUCCAGAUGCUGCAGUGGCAACCAGACACGAAAGGUCCGUGGAGAUCCAUCCUGCUGGAUGGAUGGCUACUCUUUUGAGGAUUGUUGCCUCGGCACUGCUAAAGAAGGAUGUUGGGAUACGCACUUCGGGCCUGAGAGAUGUUGCGCCGACAAAGAGCUCGACAUCUUUGACCUGUUGAUGUCUGUGAACCCUUUAGAGCUUGACUUCUCCGAAGCGUUCGGGCGAGUUCUUGCAGCUGUCUCCCAAGACACCGAUUGCGUCGGCCCGCACCAGGAAUUUUGGGGUGAUGUGAAGAAGACCUCAGUGGCACUCAACUUAAGUCACGUGUAUGGGCAGGUAGGCCAACCACCGUCGCCUUUGACAAUGGAUCUCAUGACAAGGCGUGCGCUGCAGUGGCUCAACGAGCGCAAGCUUUGGGAGUCGGACUCUGCACAGUGCCCGGAGGGUGUGAUCGCAGCUAUCGACCUCACAGUUCCUGAUAUCGACCGUGAUGUUGAUGAAGAGAAGGCCCGCUCUCUUUUCCGUUUGAGAAUGGAGCUGGCGGCCAACAGGCCAUUUCAACAAGCUGGGGCACUGCCGUGGCGAACGCAAGAUGUCAUGAUUCAACAUGUGCCAAGGCUGUUUGGCUUGGAGGGGCACCACAGUUGCCAUGGGAGCAGCUUGAGGAUCUACAUGUACCAGCUUCAGAAGUAUUCCCACAUGCUCAAGCCGCUUCUAAAAUGUUCCCAGAAGAUGUCCCAAUGUUCUGCAUCGGUUCAUAUUCAUCGCUGGUUGCAAAGUGGCACCUGUCUGACUAAAAAUCCUGAAGAAGCGGACCUCUUCUACUUCCCUGCGUAUGAGGCAUGUUACAAUGAGACCGCCUGCCCAGGGUUUGAUACGGACACCGAGCGCUGUUACCCUCACGACUUCAAUCCCGAAGAACUCCCGUAUUUUCAAAGGAAAAUGGGGCAAGAUCAUGUUUUCGUCUUUGGCUGCAACCUCUUGCCAUUCAUGGACCCCAUCUCCAUCAGUGCUAGGAACUCCAUCAUGCUGACCGUGGAGUCUUUCCAGGCUGUGAAUGUAGCAGGGCCCAACAUGUUGGCAUGGCUUGUCUUUUCCAAAGAUGUUUUGAUUCCUGGCUACAUUCCUGCAUGGCGAACAUCAGCAAUGUUGGCUUUCAACCGUCCAGUCAUACAGAGAUCCAUUUUGGCGACAUUUCACGGUCAUUCCCGAAGUAGUGAGCAAGUGGGGCACAUGUACAAGCGCAGUUUGAUGGCGGAGGUUCGCGAUCGGAUCAUCUCCUACUUUGGUAACAACUCUUGCUGCAGUGCUGGCCCUCCUGUGCGAGACUAUUUCAGGCGGUCUGGCCUCAGCCGCUUUUGCCUCAUCCCGGCGGGGUUGACGGCUUGGACAAUUCAUCUCUAUGAAGCCUUCUUUUUCGGAUGCGUCCCCGUGAUUCUGUCGGACGAUCUUACAGUGCCCUUCCAGGAUGUGAUUGAUUGGCCCAGCGUUUCCUUGAAGGUGUCCACCAACAUAAGUAUGGAAGAUUUGCAUGCCAAGUUGAAGGGGGUGGGCAUCGGAAGGCUAAAGUGGAUGUAUCAGAGGAUGGUCGAGUUUCGCUGCUGGUUUGACUAUGGCAGAGGCUGGGGAAAGGAAGGAGACUCCAAGACUGAAUGCUCUCCGUAUAAUGGCAUGAUGCGAAGCUUUGCAAAGAGAGUACUGGGAACCUGCAGACUGACGACUUGGACCGUUUGGACCUCACAUUUUCGCUGUACCUACUCCCGGUUGCGCAUCCGAAAGGACUCGACACCCGAAGGAAGCGGCCUUUGGCAUAUCCGGGCACUGCAGCGAGGGCGCAGCUGA
Molecule: messenger RNA, 2127 nt
Organism: Cladocopium goreaui
Lineage: Eukaryota; Dinophyceae; Suessiales; Symbiodiniaceae
Source: the annotation of a GenBank genome assembly